Schistosoma turkestanicum is the source of this 1765-nucleotide messenger RNA. Lineage: Eukaryota; Metazoa; Platyhelminthes; Trematoda; Strigeidida; Schistosomatidae. The record is from the annotation of a GenBank genome assembly.
AUUGUGUUCAGCAUUUUAUUCGCUCUCACUAUACUAAAAAUUUCAUUAGUAAAGAAAUGAACUAAAGCGAUGCUUGUGAUUAAUAUUAUGGUUCACAAAAUUUACAAUGAAAUUUAUAUUCCCAUCUUAUCCACCGAACCUUGCUCGUUCUCUUCAAGUUUAUAAAAUAUGUUCGCUUGUUUGUAUAAUUAUCAUCACUGUCAGGCUUUGUUAUUGCACUACUAACAAUCAUACCGUACUUAAGCAAAAUGUUUCUAUCACACCAGAUCUUUCUGACCUAUCUCAUUAUAAAAGAAAAGCACUAUAUACUCCUUAUUGGGCUGUAGAAAUCAAGGGAGGUGAGAAAGCUGCACGUAAUAUAGCCGAAAAGUACGGAUUUUUAUAUCUUGGAGAGAUUUUACCUGGAAUUUAUCAUUUCAAGCAUAAUCGUAUUUCCAAAAGGUCUUUAAGACAAAACACCUAUUAUCAUGAUCAAUUAGCUAAUGAUGAACAGGUAGUGUGGUUAGAACAACAAGUUGCAAAGAUUCGAGUUAAACGAGACGUACACAUUCCAGUUAGUGAUCCGAAAUGGCCUCAGAUGUGGUAUUUAAAUCGUGGAGGUCCUGGUGGUCUAGACAUGAAUGUUCAGUCUGUUUGGGCACGUGGUUAUGCAGGUCAAAGUGUUGUGGUCACUAUUCUAGACGAUGGUUUAGAAACAGAUCAUCCAGAUUUGAAAGAUAAUUACGAUCCAUUUGCAUCAUACGAUGUGAAUAGUAAUGACGAUAAUCCAGAACCUCGUUAUCUAACCAGAGAUAAAAGUAAUACUAACCGUCAUGGUACGCGUUGCGCUGGAGAAGUGGCUGCCGCUGCAAAUAAUAGUGUAUGUGGAUUAGGUAUAGCGUAUAGAGCUCGCAUAGGUGGUGUACGUAUGUUAGAUGGUGAUGUGACUGAUGCGAUGGAAUCACGUUCAUUAAGUCACCAGCUACAACAUAUUGAUGUAUAUUCUGCAUCAUGGGGUCCAGAAGAUGAUGGUAAAACAGUUGAUGGUCCAGGUAAACUUGCUCAAAUGGCAUUUCGUAACGGAAUACAAAUGGGUCGACGUGGUUUAGGAUCAAUUUUUGUAUGGGCCAGUGGAAAUGGUGGUACAAGUCAUGAUAACUGCAAUUGUGAUGGAUACACAAAUAGUAUUUAUACACUAGGUGUUGGAUCUGUUUCAGAGCAUGGAUCUGUUCCAUGGUAUGCAGAACUUUGUUCUUCAACUUUAGCUGUUACCUAUAGCAGUGGAGGACGUGGUGAACGUGGUGUUAUUACAACAGAUUUAAAUCAUACUUGUACAGAUAAUCAUUCUGGUACAUCGGCUAGUGCACCAUUAGCUGCCGGUAUCUGUGCUCUUACUUUAUCAGCUAAUCCUAAUUUGACUUGGAGAGAUUUACAAUAUUUAGUUGUGUACACGGCACGUCCAGAUGGUUUAUACGCAGAUGAUUGGCAUGUGAAUGGUGUUGGUCGACGUGUAUCACAUGCAUUUGGUUAUGGCUUAAUGGAUGCUGCGGCUAUGGUCGAUUUAGCUUUGAAUUGGACUAAUGUACCGCCACAACGUGUAUGUGAAGCUCAAGCUCCAAUGACUGGUAGUCCAAUUACUAUUAGACAAAUGUCUAAAGAAAAUUUAGCUUUAACUACUGAUGGUUGUGAAUCAGCUGCAUCACUUGCAGGUGAUCUAUCACAUCGUGUUGUACAUUUGGAACAUGUACAAGCUAAAAAUACACUACUUCAUAAUGAACCCUGUUAA